GCACGCUCGUCUUAGAAAACAUCUGCGGACAGACACAUCGGAUCCAGACCCCUAUGAUAGCCGUUGGCCGUGAAAUCAUCUACACCCUCACGCAACCGUCCAACCAUAAGCUGACCAAAGAUUGGCUCGGCCCUGCCACAGUACUUACAGACACAGCUCAGGUUAUGCACAAUAUCCUUGACAAAACUUGUAACAAGGAGUUCCGUGUCCACAUUAAGACUAUUAAGGCACACUUGCCAUCAAUCGGACAGGAACUCCGGCCGAUGGGCGCUAUCGUCGCCUCUGCUUUCGGAAUCUGGCUUUUCUUCAACUUCCCACUUGCCGAUGACCCCAACGAAGCACACCUGGCCGAACUAGUUGCCAUGUUUUGCACCAGUGUGCCAGCUAAAGGCUCUCUUUGUGGUUGUUCUCGACAGCCUUCAACAAAUGGAACACCCUUCCGCGGACCACAGGACGUCUCUAUCUACGCUCCGCGAAGCAUACGAAUUCGCCCACAGCCGCUCUGCCUGUGA
Messenger RNA from Sphaeroforma arctica JP610, 512 nucleotides. RefSeq lists its product as hypothetical. The transcript has a single exon. The annotation marks the transcript as partial. The record is from RefSeq and is a predicted model, not a curated record. NCBI's taxonomy places the organism in Eukaryota, Ichthyosporea, Ichthyophonida.